Messenger RNA from Zalophus californianus (California sea lion), 1711 nucleotides. Its product is annotated as limb region 1 protein homolog. Lineage: Eukaryota; Metazoa; Chordata; Mammalia; Carnivora; Otariidae. The transcript is spliced from 10 exons. Gene Ontology annotation, molecular function: transmembrane signaling receptor activity. Gene Ontology annotation, biological process: signal transduction. Bases 16 to 963 code for a protein of 315 amino acids. The record is from RefSeq and is a predicted model, not a curated record.
UUUCCUAAUAAAUUAAUGAAACAUUUUAUUGAAGAUAAAAAAAUUAAUACCUUAACCAUUUUUACAGAUGAACAAGAAGACGAAGAUGCCAUAGUCAACAGGAUUUCGGCCUGCUUGUUCAACAAGUUAAUGACCCUUUUCACAGAGUUGUUUUUGAGCACGUUCACUCUGGCAGUUUCAGCUGGGGCUGUUUUGCUUUUACCCUUUUCAAUAAUCAGCAAUGAAAUCCUGCUUUCUUUUCCUCAGAACUACUAUAUUCAAUGGCUAAAUGGCUCCCUGAUUCAUGGCUUGUGGAAUCUUGCUCCUCUCUUUUCCAACCUUUGUUUAUUUGUGUUGAUGCCCUUUGCCUUUUUCUUUCUGGAAUCAGAAGGUUUUGCUGGCCUGAAAAAGACUAAGGUCCAAGGGGAGAAGCAGCUUGAGGAAGGACACAAGAAGGGAAUCCGAGCCCGAAUUUUAGAAACUCUGGUCAUGCUUGUCCUGCUUGCGCUCCUCAUCCUGGGGAUGGUGUGGGUGGCCUCCGCGCUCGUUGACAAGGACGCCGCGAGCAUGGAGUCUUUGUACGAUCUCUGGGAGUUCUACCUACCCUAUUUAUAUUCCUGUAUAUCUCGGACGGGAUGUUUGUUACUUCUCUUGUGUACCCCUGUUGGCCUUUCCCGCAUGUUCACAGUGAUGGGUCAGUUGCUGGUGAAGCCAACAGCACUGUUCUGGGGUUGGGGACCCAGCGGUGAGGAAGCACGGUCCCUGCUCACGUGGGGCUGGCCGGAGCAGAGGUCAAACGAGGACUUCACGUCCCUGGCGAGAGUCUCUGAUCAGGUCACAGCCCCGGGCGUCCCCACCCCUGCUUCCCAAACAAGGCUCAAGGUGGACAAGCAGACCAUGGAUGUUGGAAUUCGAGACUUGUACCUUAAACACUGUAUACGUGUUGACCCCCAAACUCCCCUUUAUGGAUUCUGUUGCAAAUAGGGGAUUAUGGACACGGGUCUUCCCUCCACAAGCUGGGAUUGAGCUGCUCACAGUAGGUGAUGGGUGCACCUGCAGGCUGGGAUGGGUGCUGCGCACUGUCCUCCCAGACAGGGGUGCCGUCACCCUUUCCUCCAGGGGACCUCCGCUUCCUCACGUUCUCCCCAGGGCUGCUGGUCCCCAGACCAGACACCUGCCGGUCUGAGGGUGACCAGCGCUGCCUCCAUAGAGUUUUUUUUUUUUGCCAGAGUCCUUCCCUGGUAGCUGCGCUUCUCUGACUACCCCCGUGCCUGUCCCCACUUGGACUUGCAUGCGUGUGGUCUCUCCCUGUGGAACCCAGUGACUUGGAGCGUGGUUUGGACCAGAGUCCGCUGAAACCUUUCUCUGGCCUGGGGUUGUGAGCAAUGCAUUGCCCUUUGGGGUGUGUCUUCCAGCUUUCUGCAUUUCCCUGGUUUCUGUGUGGGCCACAGGAGGAACCAGCCCUGUCCUGUCUGGGGUCAGGCUGAGGUGUCCCAGCAGGAACAGGGGUCUCGGCCCCAAGAUUGUGCCCAUAAUUCCUAAAGUGGCCUCUCUGAUUACGUCUGAUCUGUAACCCCCAGGCAUUUCAAUAUCGAAUAAGGGAAAUUCUGUGUCCAAUAAAUACAGAAGGAAACGAGUUCCCUUUGAAAAUAGGGGGGCAGACGCAAAAGCCCCUAUUGCGUGAUUCCACGUACAGGAAACACCCAGGAAAGGAACAGAGAGAGAAAGCAGC